ACUAUCUGCAAACCCGAAGACGCUUGCGCAGGCUACACUGCAGAUAUGCAAUGGGGGGGCGUCGUAAUAUUGUCAUGUAAGGCAAGAGCGAGAACUGCAGUUAGUUUGAAUUCAACUGCUGAAUCUGAGCUAUCUAAGUCACCAAAAAAAUCAAUAAUCUUUUUAAAAUAAAUUACACUAACAUCUAAAGUACUUUCAUAACUAUUCUGACAAUAACAGAAAAUGAUCAUUUCAUGAUUUAUAAAUUAAUAUGUUGAAAUAAUACAACUGGCAUGAUGUAUUGGUUGGUACAUUCAUCAGUUAUUGUGAUACUUCUAUUCUCAUAUGUUGAGGCUCAAGCUUGUAAAGAAGCUAGGUCCAUCUACUGUUAUGAAUGUGACUCCUGGAAAGAUCCAAGAUGUAAAGACCCAUUCAAUUACACUGCUUUACCUCGGGAUCAGCCACCUCUUCAAACGUGUAAUGGAUGCUGUGUGAAAAUGGUUAGAAAUUCAAAAUCAAAAUAUGAAAGUGUACGAAGAACAUGUACAACACAGCUUCAAAUAAAUUUAUUUAUGGUGGAUCAUGUGUGCAUGAUGGAAAGUUCCGGAACAGGGCACAUGUGCUUCUGUGAGGAGGACAUGUGCAACAGGUCAUCCCCAAAUUAUAGCCCCCCACUCCAUCUUAUGUAUAUUUCCCUACUACUCCUCAUACUCUCUGUUGCCAGGUAGGUGCAUGAAACCUUUCCACAAAGUCCCCUUUCUCUUCUAAUACACUACAACCCUCUUAAGUAUUUCGUAUUUUUAUUCUCAUUCUGAUUAAUUAAUUAACCAUGUUAAAUAUUUCAUUCACAUAUAUUUCUGUCAAAUUGAAUAAUCUUAAUCACAAUUUAAUCAGCCGAGUUUCCAAUUUAGAAUUAUUAUGCUGAAAGAGGGCUGUAAACUCUUGUAGACCUUGAUAAUAACAUGUUUAUGUUCUAUUAACUUAAGUAUUUGAAACUUUUGGUAUACUAAUGAGUAGAAAAUUAAUUGUUUGUGGUCUGCGGCUAUCCUUUUUCUAAAAUUAGAUGUUGCCUAGUAGCUAGUAGAGGGGCGAAGAGGAUGCACGCAACCUCCCUCCUGCAGAACUUGCUGAUCAUGUGCUGAAUAAAACUCAGGGAUAUUCUGUCAUUUGUAAUUGUUUAUUAACGAAUGCCAGGAGGAGAGGUUACAAUGUUUUUUAUCCAUAAUUAAUAAAUAUCGUAAAGUAAUUAAAGUGUUUUUUGAAAACUGAUCAUAUAUACGUGACCUCCUCUUGUCAGUUGCCUUUUGGACUAACAUUUAAUAUGUAUAUAGUAUGCCCCUUAUUUAAAUUUUGUUAUCUAUUUUAUGAUAAAUGAAUAUUUUAUUUAUUUCACUUUAUUUUUUUAAUGUCUAAAAUGUUAGAUGCUUACAAAUUAAAUAAAUGACAUAAAAGUUACCAUGAAAGUAACAUAUAUCUUCUUUUACUUCUAAUCUAUUCCCCUUGUCACGGUAUAUAGUACAUAUCUAUAUAGAUUAGACCUACCCAAUUGCAAUUUAAAUUUGACAUUUCUUUAAAUAAAAUUUAAAAUUGAAACACAUUAUGUAAUUAACAUAAUUACACAGUAGAUUAAUUAUUUAAAGAGAUGCAAUUUCAAAAUAGAUUUAUUCAUGAUUCACUCCUCUUCGUAUAUAAUCAAUUUAGCUCUCAAACAUUUCAUUCUUUUUAAUCUCUUUCUAUUAAAUUGAAAUUUCCAUUUACAAGAAAUGGGCUUUAAAAAAAUUACAUUUGGGAUAUGGAACUGUGAUUAUGUGUGAAUAUAGUGUAAAUUGUCGAAACUGCUAGGGUUGUGUUGAAUUUUUAAGAGAGCUCGGGGAGCACUUAGGUUAUCGAACUUUCUAUGACAUAUCUCGCCAUAGUGGAUUUCCUUAACUUCUUUUUGGAGUAUUUACGAAUAUAAUCACCAUCAUUGGAGGUGCCUGAAGUAUAUUCAACAAAGAAGAAAUAAUUAUUUAUCAACAUAGGUAGACCGUUCCACUUUUAGAUUUUCUUUCGAAUUGCACUAUAAUUUACUGAUAUAAUCAAAACUUUUUUUCUCUUUACAAAAAGACCACUGACUUUUCAUAAUAAUAUUUAAAAAAAAUUAAAUUAGUUCAUUUGAAAUUGAUUAGAUAGUUUACUCUUAAUUAAAUCCUGUUGCAUCAGCGUUAGAUAAUUAAAAGGUGGGAUCAAUUAAGUAGUUAUUAUCAUAGGGUUAUUGUCCACUUUGACUUUUGGCUAUUACCAUUGAUACUUUAGAUAGAUGUAAUCAUAUCUAUAAUGAUAACUUUUAAAUAAUUAGAAAUGAAAGUUAGUUUAUUUUAUAAUGUUCAAUUUUAUAUUAUGGUUUUAUUAGGAUAAAAUUGCAAAAGGGUAAAAAUUAUUAACAUUAGUAAUUAGAUAUUAAUAAUUUCUUGCAUGGAAUAGUGGCUGUUCCCAUUUCGGAAGAAUAUAAUGCUUUUCACUCACAUUAAAAAAAAAUUAAAAUUAAAAAAAAGAUCCAAUGAUAGGAGGAAUUUCUAUUAGCAUAAAAUGUAAUUUUAACUGGAGUGAAAUGUUUUUAUAAUCAAUAAUGAUAGUUAAUACAGUGUAAACCCUAUCAUUGGACAGCUCAGUCAAUGCCACACCAAUCUAUUGCUCAUGGUUCUAUUCAACCGAAAUUGGUAAUCGCCCAAUAGUUGUAGAUUAAUAAUAUAGAUUUUUAGCUCUGUAAAUAUUACUUACUAAAACAUAGAUAUAUGGGAUAAAUAAUAUUUAAAUAGAAAAGAAAGUGAUAUGCUCAAUAUCUGGUUAGUGUUAAUAUAUAAAACAAAAUUGUGAAACAUGUUUUCUACUAGUUGUAUGCAGUUGUUCCCAGUAGAUAGUUUAUAAGACCGUCCAUCUGCUUCCUCUUGAGUUGAUAUUAUCUCUUUUAGUUAAAUAUAUUAUUUGCUAUUCAAAAUCUAUAAGCACAUAGUAUUUGAAUUACAGUACAAUUAUGUCACUAUGAAUUCAUAGCAACAAAAAUGUAACGAAUAUUAUACUACUAUUGAUUGUUCUUAAAAUAAAAAAAACAGUCAGAUCAAUUAAUUCAUAAUGAAGAAAUUUUUUUAUUCGAUGUUCAUAAAAGAUAAAAAUAAGAGAUCAUUUUGCCAUUUCUUUAAUUAACGAACUCUUAAUAUUAAACAAUUAUGUUUUAUAGAAUAAAUGUAGAUGAUGACUCUGUCCAAAUACUGAAAAUGAUUUCAUUAGGUCCGCUGAAGUACAGUGCAUCUCUUAGCAAUUGUUACCAAAGCUCGGACUAGACAAUAAUUGAGAGCACUGGAAAAGGAAAAGCAUCAAUCAUAAAAUAAAGAUUUUUUAUUUUAAAAAAGGAAUAAUACUCACAGUAUUAAUAAAACAUAUCAAAUUGAAAAAUGUAAAAUUUUAUUUUAUACUCUACUAACAUGAAUUUAUUCUACCAUCUCCUCCAAUAUUGAAAUAAUUUGAUAGUUUUUCGUUUCAGUCAUGCAUCUGAGAAAUUUGGGAAUGAAAAAUUGUUAAAUUUGAAACGAUUCAUAAACAAACAUGUACAAUAUUUUUAAAAAAUCAAUUCCUCAUUUUACAGGCACCACUUAAUAUAAUAACGUGUGAGAACAAGUUAACUAUUCAUACUUAUUUCAUUAACUAUGUGCUGAUUCUACUGUUAUAAAUUUAGUCCUGCCAAUAUAAUUUGUUUAAUAAAUCAUACUUUUUAUAUCAGAAGUAGACAUUGUUGUCUUAACAUGAACAGUUUCUAUAUUCAAGCCUCAAUUAAGCGAGUAUAAUUUGGUUCAGACUAACGCAAUUGCACUGUAUUCUUUAAUUAUAAAUAUAAGAAUUCAUUGGCUUUUUAUAAAUUCUGUUUAUGUAAAUCAUUUGGUAUAUGUUUUGUGAUAAUAUACAAAUAACUGCUUUACAUAAAUAUAACAGCUGCAUUCGAUAAAGGGCACUGCACACAAUUGCUAUAUUGCACUAUAACAUGCACUUUAGAUUUGUAUGUGUGCUGACGAUGGAAUGGCCACUGUUUGUAAAUCCAUGCUUUGAAAAAAAAAAAUUAACUCAUUAUCAAUAAUGAAGCUAAGUGCUUGAGAAUGAAUGUUGAAAAUUAAUAAUUGCAUCUUGUUAACUUAGUGAAAAAUCUAAUACUGACAAAAUAUUGCUAGAUGAAUUAUAUCCUCUUAGAAAAUUUAGAUUUUAUUGCUAGUACAAGCAUGGACUUAAUAUGUCCUGUCAGCCUUUCCCAUUCUUCUCUUUCCUUAAUAUAACUUAAAAAUAAAAAUUAAAAAAAGACAUGUUGUACAUAAGCCUGCACUCACACAGCCAGCCCAAAUGUUGAAAUGAAAUCAAUAAGGGCUCUUGCCUUGUCCGGGUUUUCAUGGCCUUGGCUUAAUUUAAAAUAUAAAAUAUUAAGGUGAGGCCUGAAAACGUACUUUUCUCACUGAACACAAUGUCUACCAUGUAGGUAGUCUUCUCUUUCAGAUUGAGCAUUAAAUUCUUUUGCAUGUUUAUACAUUUUGCCACUUUAUCUUUUAAUGUGAAAUAGAAAUGUCAACUAAAAAAGAACAAACAAUUCAAAUGACAUGCUGUUAAAUAUGGAAUACUUUAGUAUAAAAAUGGAUUAAUUAUGUAUAAGUAUGCAUCAGAUAUUAGGCUACUUUCUCAAGAGAAGUUGUGGACCAAUGACACCUGGUAUAAAUCGUAGCAGAUUGUUAGGGUUUGUAUCAGGAGUAUUUUUCCACUUAACUCUAUAUUUCCUCUAAUCUUUGUUCUUUUUAUUUAAUAUAAAUCUUUUAUAAAGCACUAAGAUUUUCUUUAAUCUAUAUUUUAUGUAACAUUGAAAUAUAUAGAAUAAUAUUUCUAUUGUAAACAAGAUAUUGAAAACAACUUUGAACAACUAAUUUUGAAAACCUGUAACAUAAUUUUCUUAUGCCAAAUAUAGAUAUAAUGCUUUGUUUUUAAUAAAUCUAUUGUAGAUAAAUAUUAGUAUUGUAAUUAUAAAUAAUAUAUCAUGCGAAAAGACAUAAUGCUUUAAUUGUAAUCUAAUAGGCAAGUGAUAAUAAAAGUUUUAAUAUAUCAUAUAAAUUUUAGGGAUACAAGUAUAUAAAAAGUAUCUUUUAUCUGGUGAUUCAAUCCAAUUUUUUCAGCAUAUUUAUAUAUUUUAACUUGUAAAAAAUUUUUUAUCUUUUUAUUCUUUGUUAUUCUUCUCUCAUUAUAAAAAAAAUUGUAGUUUUGUGUAAAAUAUAAAAAAAAAUUGUAAUUCUAUUUCAGUUAAGAAAAAAAAUAUAUAUAUUAAAUAUAACACAUAAAUAUAUAUUUGAUGCUUAGUUAAUAAUUUUUAUUUUUCUCGUACACAAUUAGAUUAAACAAUAAAAUUCAUCAAUGAUUGAAGAACAUAUGUUAGGAUAAUAAUUCAUUGAGCCAACUGCAUAGUAAUGUAUUUCUAUCAUUUAAAAAUACUAAUGCUCAAUGUUGCCUGCAUUAAAUAUACUCUAACAGUAUGACUGAUAACAAGAAUUAGCCAUGAAGAAUCCAUCAAAUGGGCAAAAAAGACGGUUUUGGAUUCUGAAAUUAUAAUUAAUAAUUUAAUUUAAUUAUUUUUAUUCUUCCUGAAACAAUAAUUUAAAUUUCUAUUAUUAUUGCUAGAUUGAUUAAAAUAUUAGAAAAUUGUUCUCUCUAAAAGAAAAUUAGAUACAUGUUUGUAUAUAUAAAUACAUAUAUUGUUGGCCAUUCUCUGGAAGAAGGGAAAUUGUUUGGAAAGUGUCUAAGAAUUGGAUAUCAAAAUUUACCAUCAUGAGAGAAAGAGAAAAUUAUAUAAAAUGUAUAUUAUUUUUUAUUCAUAAAAUUUUAAUAAAUGUAAUAAAAAUUUGAAGUCUAUCAACAAAUUUUUAGUUGGAAUUAUACUGAAAAAAAUUAAACAAUUAAUUUUUUGAGAUAUUAA
This is a messenger RNA of Nezara viridula (southern green stink bug), 5953 nucleotides long. NCBI's taxonomy places the organism in Eukaryota, Metazoa, Arthropoda, Insecta, Hemiptera, Pentatomidae. The record is from the annotation of a GenBank genome assembly.